Molecule: messenger RNA, 510 nt
Organism: Hibiscus syriacus
Lineage: Eukaryota; Viridiplantae; Streptophyta; Magnoliopsida; Malvales; Malvaceae
Product: EP1-like glycoprotein 4
Exons: 1
Coding region: 1-510 (169 amino acids)
Source: RefSeq, a predicted model, not a curated record
AUGUUAAGUUCCUAUGGGCUAAAUCUAGAGUAUCAUUCUAAUUCUUCAUUUGGAGGGACUCUUAGAAUCGGAAGACCCAACUACGACAGCACGUACUCGUUUCUUCGGCUCGAAAUGGAUGGAAACAUUAAGGUAUACACCUUCUAUGAACACGUAUACGACAGUGCAUGGGAUGUAACCUUCUCUCUUUCCAAUAGAAAUCCAUCUUGGGACGAUGAAUGCCAAUUGCCGGAACGAUGUGGGAAAUUCGGGCUUUGUGAGGACAGCCAAUGUGUGGCUUGCCCGUCGCCGAACGGGCUGAUGAGUUGGAGUAAAGAUUGCGAUGUCCAAAAGUUACCGAGCUGCAACGACAAGGAUUUCUACUAUUACAAGCUUGAAGGGGUUGAUCAUUUCAUGACUCGUUACACCAGAGGGAAUGCCAUAAAAGAAGAAGAAUGUGGCAAGAAAUGUACCAAGGACAGCAAGUGCAUGACAGCCAAUGUGUGGCUUGCCCGUCGCCGAACGGGCUGA